This is a messenger RNA of Cataglyphis hispanica, 3325 nucleotides long. Its product is annotated as GATA-binding factor A-like. Gene Ontology annotation, molecular function: DNA-binding transcription factor activity, RNA polymerase II-specific; zinc ion binding; RNA polymerase II cis-regulatory region sequence-specific DNA binding. Gene Ontology annotation, biological process: negative regulation of transcription by RNA polymerase II; cell fate commitment; positive regulation of transcription by RNA polymerase II. The record is from RefSeq and is a predicted model, not a curated record. The transcript is spliced from 6 exons. Bases 218 to 1432 code for a protein of 404 amino acids. Lineage: Eukaryota; Metazoa; Arthropoda; Insecta; Hymenoptera; Formicidae.
CGUAGUCCACAAAGAAGAAAAGAGUGAAAAGUGAUACGGUGUCGUACUCUAUUAAAUUAUACUUACUAUUAAAUUAUAUUAUAGUGCCGAAGAAAAGGCUGUAUAGAAUUAUAUGUCUUGCUACGAACAUUUCCGGGCCAAAUAAAUAUCCAUAAGGCGAGGAUGCCAAGCGCUGACUGAUAAUACAUGCCGUGGUGGUAGCUCUCGGUGGGAGAGGAUGUUCCACGGGGGCGGAAGUGGUGGGUACGGCGCAAGUUCCGAUUACCAGCAGUCCCAGCAGCAGCAGCAGCAGCAGCAACAGCACGGCCAGCAGCUCCAGGCGCCCGUCUACGUUCCCUCGUCGAGGCCGGCGAUCCCGUCCACGGCGGCGCAGUAUCAUUCCUUCCCCACCUCGCCCUCGCCUGCAUGGGAGAAGACGGCGUCCUGGCAGCACGGAGUGGAGACAUACGCGACGCAUCACGCGCUCGCCGGUCACGCGAGUGGAACCGCGUCGACGAUGGGUCCGCACGCCGGUCCGGGUCAUCCGCACGCGGGACAUCCGCACGCGGCGCAUCCGCACUCGUCCCUCGCCGCGGCCGCACCGUUUUACGCGCAGAACGUCGCGAUGAUGUCCUCGUGGCGCGCCUACGACGGUGCCGGCUUCCAACGCGCCUCGCCUUAUGACACCGCGAUGGAUUUUCAAUUCGGUGAGGGUCGCGAGUGCGUGAAUUGCGGCGCGAUAUCGACGCCGCUCUGGCGAAGGGACGGCACUGGCCAUUAUCUCUGCAACGCAUGCGGACUUUAUCAUAAGAUGAACGGCAUGAACAGGCCGCUCAUCAAGCCCUCGAAACGCCUGAUGUCGGAAUUUCAGACCGCGACGAGGCGACUGGGGCUGUGCUGCACGAACUGCGGCACUCGCACUACGACGUUGUGGAGGCGCAACAACGAGGGCGAGCCGGUGUGCAACGCCUGCGGAUUGUAUUUCAAAUUGCACGGGGUGAAUAGGCCACUGGCGAUGCGAAAGGACGGCAUACAGACGAGGAAGAGGAAGCCGAAGAAGACUCCAGAACCGAAUACCAGAUCGUCUACGGGGGACCACGAAACCAGCGCCUCGACUACAUCCUCUCCUUCCACAGAUUUAAAGAACAAUCAGCAGCAACAACAUCAGAGCGAGUCAAAGUCAUCGGGCUCGUCUACAUCGAUCGAUAGACCCGUUUACCUUGGACAUACAUCUCUUCUCGCCACCGGAAGUACCGGUAUACCUGCUGUGAAAACGGAACCGCGAAGCUGCGAUGGCGUCGUUGGCCAGCCGUAUUCAUCUUACUAUCAGCAUCCGCAUCAACUCGCCACCACGAGCGAGCAUCAGCAGCAGAGCUAUUACGCCACCCAGGAAACGUCCUAUCAUCAUCAGCAUCAUGUCACCACUACGGCGAAAUUACUCGCAUCCUCGUAAUUGUUUAGCGAUCAAAGUUCGCUUCCUGGAAUCGUCUCGGCAAAUGAAUUCGAACGCAUUGAGCGACGAAGAGAAGACUUUUCCGCAACGCGGACUAGCCAAGUAUUCGCUGACAAGCUUACGUCACGAAGUUUGUGGUGGUGAACCUAAGAUUGAAGAUUGAAUGGAAUGAUCUGACUUGAACUAAUCUAUUAAAAGAGAGAAUAAAAAAGUUAACGAUUAAGACAAAUGGAAGGAUUUUUCUAUAAUAAUACGCAGGACUAGUCAAUGACGGACGCGCAAAUUGUUUUAAAAUUAGAAAACCUUUUUUCGAACAUUGUGAACUCAGGAGGAGAAUGUAUUAUUCCUCGAAAAAGUAUAUAUAUAAAACUUUCCAAAAGAAUGGUUACAUCAUGUACAAAAAGCUAUGCGGAUGCUUUGAUGUCCGAUGAAACGAUUCGAGGAGAGAUUAAAUAUCAUGGAUGUGUCUUAAAGAUUUCGAUUUUAAGCGUGUCAUUAACAGACAUAUAUGUUCUAAUCAGGAGGAGAAUUGGAUCUCUAGUCAAUGACAGGGAUUAUAAAAAAAUUAUUUGAAGGACGACGAUAUUAAAAAUCACUCCGCGCUAAUUUAACUAUAAAAUGAGACGCAGCACAUUUACAUAUUUUAUUACGCGCUUCUUGCGUUCAUUCGCAAUACCCGACACACGUGUAAAUAGCUGAGUUAUAAUAAAAUAAUAUAAUUAAUGCGAGAGAGUGCUUCCUGAUUUGACAAAAGCGCAAAGAUAUACGACUAUUUUUCAGUUUUCUAAUCGAACAGUAGUAUAUCUCGAUUUAUAUAUUGACGAUUAGAUGAAAAAGAUGCCUCCAUUAUUUAAAUGUCGAAAUAGUUUCUUCAACUUACUUACGCCGAUUAUUCAACAUAGUUCCUCCUUCGUUACACAAUAAAUGCGCGCUGCAUGCACUAUCCACAGAGUACUUAAUUGUAAAUAAUCCCCAAUAAUAAACUUUAUCGCAAUGUUAGAAAUAGAUCUUUUUCAAUCUCAGUAACUCUUUAUCGUUUUAUUUAAUACUAAAGUGAAACUGAAUCAGGAUAGUUGCUUAUAUCUUUCCAUUUUUGACAAAAAUAUAUCAUCCUGUUUAAAUUAUUUUCUUUGAAUAUUCAAAAGUUUAUCCUAUCUAUCGACAAUGAUAAACAUUGAAUUAUAAAGUCAUAAGGAAAAAGUGAAACAGAGGCGAAAUCGAUUUUUCGAGAUACAAUAAUGUUAUGAGACUCGUAAUAAUAAUCCUUGCACAAAUACAAUAACGAUUUCACUUUGAAAGAUAAAAAGAAGAAGCCUGAUGAGCCAUUCUUAUAAUUUAUUGACUCGCGUAGCCCGAAGGGCUGCCACGGUUUCCUUAAGCAUACGUUUAGUUAAUCAAGAGAAUGUGAAUCUUUGUGUAUAGUUCCUCUAUAACUUACUUUUGCGACGCGCAAUAAAUAAUUUUAUCCACUUAAGACGAGGAAAGCUGCGUUUCUUUCCGAACUGGGGAAAGAGAAAAUCUAUUUGAAAUAAACUCGCGAAAAGUUAAUGAAAAGUAUAAAUCACAAUUACGAUGUACUUCUACAGUUGUGAUUAAAAUUUCUGCAAAUUGUCCACACAUGUGAGCUUUUUAUAUAUGGACAAAUAAAUUAUUGAAGCAAUAUGGCAGUGCUAUAAUUACAUAAUACGCAAUUAAUGGUGAUAUUUCUUCGAAGGCAAACGAGGACACUCAAUUAUUUAUAUGUAUCCGAAAGUUAGAAGCAUAACUUUAAACGACUUUGUACAAUAACGCACGUAAUAUUAUUUGUAAAAUCCAAUGCGUUUCUGACAUAUCUUUUUAAUUGUAUUGCUGAUAAAUAAAAGAAAAUAAAAUUAUACCACCUUGUUGAUUAAA